UUAAUAAAGCGAGAAGAAAAUUUAACUGCAGUUAAGUCUGAAAGACAUAGCAUUCACCAACUAAUGUCUGAAUACAAAGAAAAUAAUACAGCUGGAAAUCCUCAAAAUAGCAAUCCAGAAGGAACAUCAAACAAGAUGGCAUGUUUGGGAGAAGGAGCAGCAGGUGCAAAAGUGGAUGAGAUUCCUGAAAAUCCUGUAAAAAGGCUUUGCAACAAACCAUCUAUUGAUCACUCACAAUCUACGUCAGCUAAUGAAGACUCUGAUUUUGAUACUGAGGAGAACGCAACAAAGCCAGCAAAUGGAAAAAGACAAAAUGGUAUGGGUAUUAUUGAGGGUGCCCCACAAAAGCACACAAAUAAUGAAAAUUUAAUUUCGAUUAAAAAAAUUAGAGGUGGUAAGUUAGUGAAUAUCUCUGAAAAGAGUGUAUAUUAAAUACUUUGAAUAGAAAACCACCAAACUGUAGAUCCAAACAUAAUAUUCACUUCUUUUCAAUCAUUUCUUCUGUCUUUAUACUACCAACUUUUUCUUAAAGCUACUUCAAUUCUUCAAUUCCC
Molecule: messenger RNA, 554 nt
Organism: Sapajus apella (tufted capuchin)
Lineage: Eukaryota; Metazoa; Chordata; Mammalia; Primates; Cebidae
Product: putative ankyrin repeat domain-containing protein 26-like protein
Exons: 6
Coding region: 64-432 (122 amino acids)
Source: RefSeq, a predicted model, not a curated record